AUGCCGGCGGCGGGGGGCGGUCAGGCCGAGCCGGGCCCCCGCGGCGGCCCGCUGAGGCAGCGGGACUCCCGCCGGCUGCCGGGGAGGCCGGCGCGCCCCGCCGCCCAUCCCGCUGCGGCUCCGGCUCCGGCUCCGGCUCGCCCGGCGGCGCUGGCCCUCGUCACCCUUCUCAGCUUCGCCUCCCGCUUCCACCGCCUGCCGGAGCCGCCGCACGUCUGUUGGGAUGAAACUCAUUUUGGGAAGAUGGGAAGUUACUACAUUAAUCGGACCUUCUUCUUUGAUGUCCACCCCCCUUUGGGGAAGAUGCUGAUUGGACUUGCUGGCUACCUUAGUGGAUAUGAUGGUACAUUUCCUUUCCAAAAGCCAGGGGACAGAUAUGAGCAGCACAACUACGUGGGAAUGAGAGGGUUCUGUGCGUUCCUUGGCUCUUGCCUGGUUCCCUUCGCCUACCUCACAGUGUUUGAACUGUCAAAGUCACUGCCAGCAGCCUUACUCACAGCUUUCAUCCUUAUUUUUGAUACGGGCUGUAUUACUUUGUCCCAAUAUAUUCUGCUGGAUCCCAUUCUGAUGUUCUUCCUCAUGGGAGCUGUUCUGAGUAUGGUGAAAUGUAACAGCUGUGCGGAUAGGCCAUUUUCUGCCUCCUGGUGGUUCUGGCUGAGUUUGACUGGUGUGAACCUUGCUGGAGCAAUGGGGGUAAAGUUUGUUGGCCUUUUUGUAGUCCUCUUGGUUGGCCUGAACACUAUCUAUGACCUAUGGGACUUGCUGGGGAACCUCAGCCUGUCGCUGGUGAUGUUUGGGAAGCAUUUACUGGCUCGUGUACUCUGCCUCAUCCUGCUCCCGCUUGCCCUCUACACGGCUAUGUUUGCUGUUCAUUUUACAGUAUUAAAUAAAAGUGGUCCUGGGGAUGGUUUCUUCAGUUCAGCAUUUCAGUCCCAGCUGAUCGGGAACAAUCUUCAUAAUGUCUCCAUUCCAGAGCACUUGGCAUAUGGGUCUGUGGUCACAAUGAAGAACCUCCGGAUGGCAGGGGGAUACCUUCACUCCCACUGGCACCUCUACCCGGAGGGCGUUGGGGCUCGCCAGCAGCAGGUCACUGCCUACUUACAUAAAGAUUUGAAUAACCUGUGGAUUAUAAAGAAACAUGAUUCGGAUACAGAUCUGUCAGACCCCUCAAGCCCUGUGGAGUUUGUGAGGCAUGGAGAUAUUAUUCGUCUGGAACAUAAAGAAACUUCCAGAAAUCUUCACAGUCACCAGCAUGAGGCUCCGCUGACAAGGAAGCAUUUUCAGGUCACUGGCUAUGGAAUAAAUGGAACAGGAGACUCCAAUGAUUUCUGGCGGAUUGAAGUGGUGGGCAGAAAGGCUGGGAAGCUCAUCAAAGUCCUACGGAGUCAGGUCCGGCUAACCCAUGUGGCCACAGGGUGUAUAUUGGGCUCUUCUGGAAAGACUCUGCCAAAAUGGGGUUGGGAACAAGUGGAAGUCACCUGCACACCAUACCUGAAGGAGACUCCCAAUUCCCUCUGGAACUUUGAAGAUCAUAUUAACCCUAAGUUGCCCAAUAUCAGCCUGGAUGUUUUGAAGCCCUCUUUUGCAGAAAUUCUACUAGAGUCCCACAUGGUUAUGAUCCGGGGAAACAGCGGCCUCAAACCAAAGGACAAUGAAGUUACAUCCAAACCUUGGCACUGGCCCAUCAACUACCAGGGCCUGCGUUUUUCUGGUGUCAAUGAGACCGAUUAUCGGGUUUAUUUGCUGGGAAACCCGGUGAUUUGGUGGCUAAAUCUGGUCACUAUUGGGUUAUAUCUUCUGAUAACAGUUUCCACUGCAGUGGCCCUGAAGAGAGGUGUCCAACUGACAUCUGAACUCAAAGAACUGUCCAGAGUCAUGCUACGUGGUGGAGGGCAGAUCACACUGGGCUGGCUCCUUCAUUACCUCCCUUUUUUUAUGAUGGGACGAGUUCUCUACUUUCACCACUACUUUCCUGCCAUGCUUUUUUCCAGCAUGUUGACAGGAAUCACCUGGGACACACUACUGAAGUUCUGUGCUGGGUUCUUGUCACCCAGCACUACAGCUAGAAAAGUAUAUGGAGGGGGGUUCCUGGCACUGGUUCUGCUCAUCAUGUACAGCUUCUACCUCUUCCAUCCUCUGUCCUAUGGGAUGAUAGGACCCAUGGCCUCUGACCCUAGCAGCCCCAUGGCAGGGCUCCGGUGGAUGGACUCCUGGGAGUUCUAGAGCCAGCAAAGGGAGCCUGGAAACAGUGGAUGAGAAGCAUGAGAUCUGCUGCAUGUCAGGCUGAUUCUGGUGCUUUGGAGACAUGUGACUGUAAAAUGCCCUCUCUGGAGAACUCUGGCUAUAGUAGCCCUGUUGCUUUGGCAUUUGUUUGCACUGCCUGCAUUGGAAGAUGCAGAGAAUGACCGUGAGAAGGUCCUCUUAACAAGACUCAUGUCCUGAAUCCUUAGGUUAUAUUCCUGGACAACUGGCUGCUUAAAUCUCAAUUCUUUUGAGCAAUAUAUAUCCAUCAAACAGCAGUGGCAUUCCAGCAGUCAGACCAGUACAAGCUGGAGGCUGUGUGUAGUUGCAUGUUCGUGUGUGUGUCUUCCUUUUUGUAAUCUAAGCACCAUUACAGUUUGAGCCAGAGAGCGUCUGAGACAUUAGGACUUUUAUCAUGGUUAACAACCUUUCUUAUGGCGAGGUUUUUGAAAGCUUCAUGUAGGUAUCUGGGGACGUCCAUUUUAUCCUGCCCUGGCUGUCUGUGGUUUUUUUGUUCUGACCCUGAAUUUUUAGAAUUUGACUGAAAGGGGUCUGCUUGAAAUCUCCUGAGCCACUGUGCCUUGCCUGUCUCCCAGGCCCUCUGUAGACAGAGGAGAUGGAGAUUGUUUAUCCCUGUAUACUGCCUUGCUUUCUGGUCACCUUUAAUCAUUUGUAACAAUCACCAAGCAGGCCUGUGCUCAGAGCCAGACUGUUCCUGCUCAGCACUUUGUAGCUUCUUUGCAGUUCUGUGUGAAACUGCUAAAGAAGUUACAGUGGAAAUAGCAGGUGAUUUAUUUUCUGCCCCAGUGUGCUGUGAAGACCACCUUCUUGGGGGUGCACUAGAGACUGAAAUGAUAGCUUGGAAAUUUUAGACAGCUGUCAAUCAUCUUUUGAUCCCAGCUGUUCCAGUGCCAGUACCUGCACUUUUAGGGGGAAGGCUUCAUCUUAAUGAAUGUGGCAUCUGCAAAACUGGCUGUCAGUGCCACGGUAUCUGCUCACUGCAUUCACAAUAUUGAGCAAGUUCCCUCUCGUAGACAGCUGAACAUCAAAUUACUGUAUUGAAGGAAACGUGAGGCCAGGCAAAAAUUCUUUGUCUGUUAAGUGUCAAGAGCCAUUGGAUGUUGAAUCCACCCCUUCCAAAAAAGCAGAAUUCUGUUUAUCAGGUGCCUUUCUCCUGUGUUAGGUCUAUUUUUGUAAAUGUUCCUUUUAUUCCAUCUCCUACUCUUCACCCAAUUUCAAUUUCUUGUCACAGUUCAAGGUUGCUACCUUGUAUCAUCCAACAUGAAUGACACUUAGACCACAGCUGUGUUCCUGUCUCAAGAAGUAAUAUUUGCAAAACCCUUUUGUGUAUGUUUCCAUGAACUCAAGCCUUUCAUUUCAGAGUUCUUGCUCUGCUUCUCAGCCUUGCUUCAAAAUUACAGGUACAGGGAGAGCAGCAGGUGAGUGCGUCUGUCUGUAAACAAGAAUUGUGCUUUCAUUUCUCUUACCAAACCUUGAAUUCGAAUGUAUUUCCUACAACACAGAAGGGCUGUAUUAGCGUAGUUGUUCUGUGUGGGGGACUGAGACUCCAGUCAGACUUGCUUUCGUUCCUCUUUAAUAGAGAUGCAUAGCAUUGUUCAGUAAGGCAGCUGCUUGCUAUUGUAAGGCUCUGGCUUGGUGUGUCAUAUCUCUCUCUCCAGAAGUUGACUCCUAUAGACACUAACUCAGAUGGUAUGGACCUAUGCUUUUGAUUCUAAAGGUUUUGAGUUAAUCACCUGCUGGUAAUACAUGGUGGGAAGUCAUUGCACUAAUUAGCUACUGGGUUUGAUGAUUCUUUUCCACUUGCUAUUGCAGGAAGUGCUCCCACCUGCGGGAGCCAGGGGUUCACAGAGGUGAUAUAUAUGCAAGAAGGAUGAGGGAGAAGGCUGUAAACUUCUUCAGAUCCUGCUUGAUCUGACAGCAGCUGCAAAUUGUUAACUGUUGGCAAUGUGGCAGGCAGACAGUGCAGUGCUGCCUUUGUAGCAAUGUGAUUCAGCAUCUUCUGCUCUUGGUGAGAUUAUUGGCUUAAUACCUUGCUACCCUGAAUAUGAGCUUUCCCUAAGGUAGUCCCAUUGCCAAGGGGAGGAUUUGCCAGAAGAGCUGAUAAAAGCCAUGAUUUAAAGUGCAGGGUUUUUUCCAGCACAUACAAUCACACGCUUGCCCUUAACAUUAACAACAAAAAAACCCCUAAGAAUCUUGUGUUUUGGAAUGACAGUUUCUAACACUCUAUUCGUCAAAUUAAAUCUGUGGUAAAGCAAAAAUUGACUCAGUAACCUUGGUUACUUCAGUUAUUUCAGUUAUUAUGAAGGGGUCAGCUUUGUAGGAGCUGCCUGAGGAAGAUGAGCCAGUGUGUUCCUUGGCCAGGGUCCCUCUAUCCUUUAUUAGUAAUAAUCUUUUGGGUGGGGAUUGGCAGCUGAGUUUGGGGAUUGGCCAGCUGAAGGUGGCAAAUGUCAUGCUCCCAUCCCACCUUCCUGUGCACAAGCCCAGCUUCUGUUUCAAUACAGACAAAGGUUUCUUUUUCUUUAGGACUGCCAUUUCAGAAAUCCUCUGAGAGCACUUGAUUGGUGUUGAGACUAAUCUAUUUCUUAGGCCUUGUAUGCUGGUAAGGGGAUAGAGGCAUACAGUGAAAAAAAUCUUGCUGUUCCACAAGAGGGAGCAACCUCCAGCAGAAGCAGAUUUUUUUUUUUUUUUCUUUUAAAUGAGUUAAAAGUAUUAAAAGGUCUACAUUUGAAGACUGGAGGGCAGACAUUUCCUCUGCACCCUCUGGACUCCAAGGGUGGGGUUUUCAAGUAAGUGUAAAUUGAUGUUGCUCUGUUUUCUUUCAGGAGAAAAAUACUGAAAAAUUAUUUUAGUUAGAAUUUGACCUUCAAUAUUUGCUUCUCAAAACAAAACCUGUCAGGCUAUAGCUGGAACAUAGUAGUAACCAGUAUUUUGUGAGGCCAAUAAAAUUCAAUAAUUGGGAUUCCCUUAAUGACUCCGACUUAAAAUGUCUGAGUGGUGCAGACGUGAGGCAAUGGGUGCAGGGCCCUCUUUGCUUUCUGAAUGGAAUUUGAGCUGCUUCAGUUCAGUUUUUCCAUUUGUGUUUGUGGAAUGAGUUCAGGUUCAUUUUGAGGACUGCUUAUUAGUCCUCUUCCCCAGUCGUGUGGAAAAUAGCUAAUGGUGCUUUCUGAGGCUGGAAGAUGCUGUUCUUUGGAGCAGCUGCUCUCUUUGAACUUUGCUUGACAGGGCUCCUUUUAUUAGUGGCAAAGUAUUUCAUCAAACUAUCCAUGGAUUCAAAUCACAAAAAGCUGCAGGCUGCCACAUUCCCUGCUUCAAAUUCUUUUUUGUAUGUAAACUCUGUUUUCACCUCUUCAGUCUUUGGAGGAUAGAUAGAAGGCCUCUAGGCUCAUCUAGCUUCAUCCUAGACAAUCCAUCCAUCUUAAAAGGUUUCUGUUAACAGUUGCUUCAGGACACUGAUGCGCACACACCUAUUCCAGCAGCAGGGACUGGCCUAUUUCCAGGAACUGGACUACUCAUGCUAUGAGACAGAGAUGUGACUGUGAGGAGGAUUUGAAUGGAGAUUCCUGUGCCAAGGUUGCCCUUGGCCCAGGUGGAGGACUUUGUGUCGUGCACUGCUUACCAGCCUCAUUCACAGCCCUGUGGGUGGGAGAGCCACCUCCACUCUCUCGUCUGCAGAGAGUUUUCUUUUUGCACCUUGAUUGGAAGGGCUUAUUGAUGCACGAAGGGUAUUGACAGGAUCUACCUUUUUAUAUCUCCCUCCUUCCUCUUCUUCAAGUAUGUCCAAAGCACAGGACAUGUCUUUGCUUCUCCUCCAAUUUUUAGGCUGUGCAUCCAUUUCUUAUGGGUGCCUGAACAAGGAGUAGGACAGGACACCUCAUAGUAUCCUGAGUGGAUGAAUACCUGUCACAUGCACUGAGAGCAAAACCAGAACCUUGUUAAGGAAAAGUAAACAAAUGUGUUAUUUGACAGUUCCCUCCUGUCCUUCCUGGAUCCCUUGGAGAAUUGUUUUCAAGGGACUUGAGAGUGAACCAGCUGUCAACAUGGAAAUGCAGGCACUUACGUGAAAUUCUCCAUUGUCACACUUGGCGGUUUCCCUUCCAGAGGCUGUGCCUGUGUGACUUACCCUCUGGGUUGUCACUCUGCACACAAGUACCAUAUAACACUGUUUCCUCCUCUCGGGAUCCUGCUGGCAAUGUGAAAAUCUCCUUAGCGAUACCCUGUGCCUCCGCCAGCUGGGGAAUAUAGGUAAGAUUUUUUUUUUUUUCUUUUCUCCUUUACAGCAAGUGACCCCACACAUUGGCAAGUGUGUGUCAUGAAAGCAAAAAUGUGUGGACUGUUAGAACAUCAUAAGGCUCUUUCCUGCUGGGAAAGGAAGGUUGAGGAUAAGAACACCACCUCCAUAGCACACUUGCUCUCUUUGGGGGGCUGUGGGCUGCAAGCAGUCAGGACUGAAAAUUGUCUCCAUCUUCUUUAAAGUACUAAGACAUUGGUUGCAUCACUGGUUGUGAGUUGCUUUACUUUUUAAACUCCUUUAUGCUCUUUACUUGAAUGUCAAGGGCUAUGAUUGUCACAAAUAAUAUCAGAGGUAGGGGACAUACUAGCACAGAAACCACUCCUGCUGAACUUGUAAUUGGUCCUAAAACUUUGCCAAGUGAGUUUGUUGUGUUUUAUAAGAGGCGCUGCUUAAACCCAUCCUUGAAGAACUUGCCCCUGACUGAGCAAGAGUUUGGAGCAGCAGUGAGAGGGGUUCUUUUGUAAUUCUGUCCUGUACUCUGAACCUUUCUUACUAAUGCUGCGUGUGUAUGUGUGCGCAUGUGCAUCUGUCCGUAAACUGAAUGUAUUCUAACUAAGGUGUAAUUACUGCACCAUACAGUGCGGAUGGGAGAAUGUUCCCUUGAGCUAUAAGUGUAUUUUGUACAGGAGAUCAUGGAAAAUUAGGUAGAAUUUGGAAUUUAAUUUUGUAAUAAAUACCUCUUCUUUCAAGCAUUCUCUUUGCGUCUAGAUCUUGGGGUGGGUUUUUUUUCCCCCCCUUUCCUGUCUCCCUCGCAUGCUUGAAGUAGCAACAUGAACUUUAAACGGACCCAUUGGAGAGUUCGAUCUAAGACAAUGGUGAUCUACGUCAGCUUUUAGCACACAAAUGUUGCUGGGCUGCAAUUCUAGGA
Messenger RNA from Gymnogyps californianus (California condor), 7421 nucleotides. RefSeq names its product protein O-mannosyltransferase 2 (gene POMT2). Gene Ontology annotation, molecular function: mannosyltransferase activity. Gene Ontology annotation, biological process: protein O-linked glycosylation. The transcript has 21 exons. The record is from RefSeq and is a predicted model, not a curated record. Gene Ontology annotation, cellular component: membrane. Lineage: Eukaryota; Metazoa; Chordata; Aves; Accipitriformes; Cathartidae. Bases 1 to 2223 code for a protein of 740 amino acids.